Molecule: messenger RNA, 2472 nt
Organism: Cyphomyrmex costatus
Lineage: Eukaryota; Metazoa; Arthropoda; Insecta; Hymenoptera; Formicidae
Product: integrin beta-PS
Exons: 15
Coding region: 1-2472 (823 amino acids)
Biological process (GO): integrin-mediated signaling pathway; cell-cell adhesion; cell adhesion mediated by integrin
Cellular component (GO): cell surface; focal adhesion; integrin complex
Molecular function (GO): integrin binding
Source: RefSeq, a predicted model, not a curated record
AUGGCACGGCGGACAACGAUCAUCGUCUAUCUUGUUCUCGUGACGGCCCACCUCUUCGUGGCCGCGGUCUCGCAGUAUCGCGAUCGAGAGAGUCUCUGCGAGUCCCGGCAGACCUGCGCGAGCUGCCUGCAAACGCCGCGAUGCGUCUGGUGCUCCAUGACGGCAUCUACACGAAAUGUAAGUACUCCUUUAUUGCGUUGUGUAUCCAAACAAACAUAUUUGAAAGAAGGCAAUUUUUGGUGUCAACCAUCAGCUGUGAUCGAUCACGAGAAUACGAUGGAUAUUCUGGAAAAUCAACAGUUAUCCUCAAUUAAGGGUAAAGAUCCCGUCCAAGUUCAACCUCAGAAGAUACGUUUACAUCUCAGGUCAGGAGAAGAGUAUCGCGUAACUAUGAAAUACAGUCAGGCGGAAGAUUAUCCUGUGGACUUAUAUUACCUUAUGGAUCUAUCGGCCUCCAUGGAGCCAUAUAGAGAUAAAUUAUCGAAACUCGGUUUGCAGUUAGCCGAAGCCAUGCAAAAGCUCACAUCAAAUUUCCGUAUUGGCUUUGGCAGCUUUGUAGAUAAGGUUGUUUUACCGAUGACUAGCACGCAACCCGAUAAAUUGGAAUCUCCCUGUAUUUUGAAAACUGGAAAACCGUGUGCACCACCUUACGAUUAUAAAAAUCAAAUGCCUCUUACGGAGAAUAUAGCUCUAUUUGAGGAUCAGGUACAAGCGGCGCCAGUAUCGGGUAAUCUAGACGGUCCCGAAGGCGGGCUCGACGCGAUGAUGCAGGUCAUAGUAUGCACCAAGGAAAUCGGCUGGCGUCAAAAAGCACGUCAUCUUAUUGUGUUCUCGACCGACGCAAUCUUUCAUAUCGCUGGGGACGGUAAACUUGCAGGAAUAAUAGAACCCAACGAUUGCAAAUGUCACUUGGAUGAAAAUGGAUUUUAUACUUAUUCUCUUCUACAAGAUUAUCCGUCAAUUUCUCAGCUCAAUAGAAAAGCGCGCGAGCAUAAUAUGAAUAUUAUCUUCGCUGUUCCUGAUCACAAAAAUGCAACUUAUCAACGAUUAAGUCGUAGUAUUAGCGGAUCCUCAACCGGAACUCUAGAAAAUGACUCGCAGAAUGUCGUCGGCUUAGUGAGCAGUGAAUAUGAAAAACUAGUGGACUCGGUGACGAUAAUCGAUACAGCGCCGAAAAUGAUCGAUGUUAAAUAUUUCUCCCGAUGUUUGAACAAAACGGGAGAGUUGUUGGAACGUCAGGAAUGCGAAGGACUUCGCGUAGGCAACAUAAUUGAGUUUGAGAUUGUGCUUAAAGUUGUGGAAUGUCCUAAAGAUCCAAAGGAUUGGUAUCAAACUAUGGAGAUUAAACCUAGAGGCUUGAACGAGAGUUUGACUAUCGAGUUCGAAAUUAUAUGCGAUUGUCCUUGCGAGAAACCUGGACAUCCGGGAUAUCAACCGAACGCAAUAGAAUGCAAGGGUAAAGGCACAUCCGUGUGUGGUGUAUGUUCAUGCAAUUCCGGUUUUUAUGGGAAGCAAUGCGAAUGCGAGGGAAGUGAUAUCGGUGCUGACCAAUCAAACUCGAUGACCGACUGCAAACCCGACAAUCUAACCACUGAAAUUUGCAGUGGCCAUGGUACGUGCAAAUGUGGUGUUUGCGACUGUGAUAAACGAUCAAAUCCGCAAGAAUUGUUUUACGGAAAAUAUUGCGAAUGCGACAAUUUCUCUUGCAAACGCAGUGGCGGUCAGGUCUGUGGCGGACGGGGCAAGUGCGAAUGCGGUACCUGCAAUUGCUUGCCGGGAUGGGGUGGCGAGACGUGCGACUGCAAGGAGACUAACAGCACAUGCAUCCCGCCGUCGGGCGAAAACGUCGAGAUUUGCAGCGGACGUGGCAACUGCAUCUGCGGCAGCUGUCAUUGCCACGAGCGGGACAAUAUUCGAUAUUCCGGACAAUACUGUGAAGAGUGUCCUACGUGUCCAGGACAACGUUGUGAGGAACUGAAGGAUUGCGUGGAGUGCGUAGCGUACAACACAGGACCGCUCGCGAAAAACGGGAAAUGCGAUUUGUGCAUGCACGAAAUAGACAUCGUCGAUACUGUCGAGGAAGAUCCUACGAAAGAUGAGGAAGCCGAUGCCCGCAUAUGUCGAACACCCGGUGACGCAGGCUGCACGUUUGUCUUUAAAUACCAAUACCACAGAGCCGGUACUGGAGGAGAUAUCAAAAUCUUUAAGAUUCAAGCUGAGCAAGAGAGAGCUUGUCCAACACCAAUUAACGUUUUUGGUGUUGCGCUAGGCGUUGUUAUAAGCACCGUCAUCAUCGGUUUCCUGAUUCUCCUCAUUUGGAAGAUCCUCACGAUUAUUCAUGACAAGAGGGAAUAUGCAAAGUUCGAGAAGGAGCGCGCUCUCGCCAAAUGGGACAGAGGCGAGAAUCCUCUAUACAAACAAGCCACGUCAACUUUCAGCAAUCCAACAUUCCAGGAAUACGCUACAAAUUAA